Messenger RNA from Prunus avium (sweet cherry), 1514 nucleotides. RefSeq lists its product as uncharacterized. The record is from RefSeq and is a predicted model, not a curated record. NCBI's taxonomy places the organism in Eukaryota, Viridiplantae, Streptophyta, Magnoliopsida, Rosales, Rosaceae. Gene Ontology annotation, molecular function: RNA binding.
UGGACUUUUUAUGUUUUCGCAGGCUGAGUUCCUCGGAUCAAGUGUGUACAGUUGUACAGCUCUUCCAACCAUUUGCCGGCCAAAACAGCGUCGUAUGGAUGCCAAUUGAAUUCGACAGUGCAAACCAAAGGCAAAAGAAGGUUUUUAGCUACUGAAAAAAGCAAGCUUCAACAGAGAGUCGGCGAGAGUCGAGCUCUGAAACUGGUGGAGGUGGCGGUGGAAGACAUGGGCGAUCCCUACCGUAUGUACUUCACUCCCACUGGCACUGACAGAGGCAGUGUUGGAAGGCCAAUCUUUCCUGGUUACUUGUCGUCUGAAACACCCUCAUUGCUAUUCGAUCCUACUCUUCCCUCUACUGAGCCUCCGAGUUAUUCGUCUGAUUUUUUGCAGAGAGAUAUAAGAUCAUUGACCCCUGGGGCCUAUGCUGUCGAUGAUACUGGGGGCAUUAGAUUUCGACCCGAACCUAUUCUUGGUGUAGCAGCAUCAGCAGGAGCUAGCAUAAAGGGCUAUCCAUCUCCUUUGGAAGUUCCAAGUUUGCUAAGCCAGAGACAGGAUGCUGCUGCAGUUAGCAUUAGUGCAAGUGUUCCUGCUGACAUAAGUAAAGAAAGGCCUCCUGGCUCUUUGAGCAAUGUUGAUGGUCCUCCAGUUCUGAAAGGGGAAUCAAACGUUUUGUUUGUUGAUGGACUUCCCACCGACUGUACCCGAAGAGAAGUAGGCCAUAUAUUCCGUCCGUUUAUUGGGUUUAAAGAAAUCAAAGUUGUUCACAAGGAGCCUAGAUGUAUUGGAGAUAAGGCUAUGGUUUUGUGCUUUGUGGAGUUUGCUGAUCCAAAGUGUGCUUUGACUGCUAUGGAAGCUCUUCAAGGUUACAAGUUUGAUAUCAAGAAACCCGAUUCUUCUGCAUUGAGGAUCCAAUUUGCACAUUUCCCUUUUCGUCUACCAGCCGAUGGCAAUGAACAACGAAUUGGAAUCCCACGGUGAUGGAAACAAUGCUGGGAUGAAAUCUGCCCGACUUAUAGAAUAUGAGCAUUCGUUUUGAUAGUGAAUUGUGUAAAUCAACAAUUAGAAUGAUAUACUUAGGUUGUGGAAUGCUACACUACACGAGCAGCUCCAUACACUAGGGGCUUUAAAUCUUGACUUGGCCUCCGCAGAUUUCAUGGUUGUAGUUUUGAAAUGGGUAAGCCAUUCGCUAAAAUUGCUGCAUUGUUUGUUGACUGGGGGAGAGGGGUCUAGACAGUGCAGCUUAACUCAAGUUUAGGACAAUGGCACAGGAGUGCCGAAAUAUGCGGCUUGCUGGAGCCUCUUUCAUGAUGUCUUUAGUAGGUUUUGACUUCCUAUUUGUAAAUAUGGCAUUGGUGUUUAUCCAAGGGUCUUCAUUUGGUAUUGAUAGAAAUCAAACGAGCUCAUUCCGGGCUUCCGGCAUAAGAUUGCCUUGAUCAGAGAAGCGUAGGGACGGUACGCUGGAAGAACUUGGAAGCUAUAAUGUAAGAUCUAAACCUUUGGUACAAGAUUCUGGA